CAUGCCAGCCGAGCAGGCAGCAGCCGAGUAGCAGCAGCGGAAACCGUUCACGGGGAAGGAGGAGCGGGAGAGGGCGCGCGCGGGGACCGCCGGAAGGGACUCCAGACAUCACCUCCCCUCAUUUCCAGUAGAAAGCGAGAGUGGUUUGUCCGUUUCACCGGAGGAAACGCCAAGACCUCCGAAUCAUCAAGUGGAAGGGAGGUUAGCUAGCCUGCACCGCCGUCGCCGCCGCCAUCUCCUCCUCUAAGUCGGAGCGGCCGCCGUGUCUUCCACACCAUGGGGAACGCCGCCACAGCCAAGAAGGGCAACGAGCUGGAGAGCGUCAAAGAGUUUCUUGCCAAAGCCAAAGAAGAUUUCUUACGUAAAUGGGAAUGCCCACCACAGAGCACAACGUGUCUAGAAGACUUUGACAGAAUAAAGACUCUGGGCACAGGCUCCUUCGGGAGAGUUAUGCUGGUCAAACACAAAAGCUCAGAGCAAUACUUUGCCAUGAAAAUACUGGACAAGCAGAAGGUGGUGAAACUCAAGCAAAUAGAACACACAUUAAAUGAAAAAAGGAUAUUACAAGCUGUGAGCUUUCCGUUCCUCGUCAGACUUGAGUACGCGUUUAAGGACAACUCCAAUUUGUACAUGGUAAUGGAAUACGUUCCAGGAGGGGAGAUGUUCUCACACCUAAGACGAAUUGGGAGGUUCAGUGAACCACAUGCAAGAUUCUACGCUGCUCAGAUAGUGCUGACAUUUGAAUACCUACACUCGCUAGAUCUCAUUUACAGAGACCUAAAACCUGAGAAUCUUCUCAUCGACCAUCACGGCUACAUCCAGGUGACAGACUUUGGAUUUGCCAAGCGAGUAAAAGGGAGAACCUGGACGUUGUGCGGAACACCGGAGUACCUGGCCCCUGAAAUCAUUCUCAGCAAAGGCUAUAACAAAGCGGUGGACUGGUGGGCUCUGGGCGUCCUCAUCUAUGAAAUGGCAGCUGGUUAUCCUCCUUUCUUCGCAGAUCAGCCUAUUCAGAUUUAUGAAAAGAUUGUGUCUGGGAAGGUGCGAUUUCCCUCCCACUUCAGCUCGGAUUUGAAAGACCUGUUGAGAAACUUGCUGCAGGUGGACCUGACCAAACGUUACGGCAACCUGAAGAACGGAGUCAAUGACAUCAAAGGCCACAAAUGGUUCGCCACGACGGACUGGAUCGCAAUCUACGAGCGAAAGGUGGAAGCCCCUUUCAUACCAAAGUGCAGAGGUCCCGGAGACACCAGCAACUUUGACGACUACGAAGAGGAGGAGAUCCGCGUUUCUCUAACAGAAAAGUGCGCCAAGGAGUUUGCGGAGUUUUAGAAGGCGAGAAAGUGGAUAUAUCAGGGAAAUGAAGUGGGAUCUUUGCACUCUUCAAAAAGACUUGGGAUGGAGCAAAGACGGUGUUUUUUUCAAAUCUACGUAGUCCCUUCAUUCCACGAAGGCCACAUAUGGCUGAAUGAGGUCAACACAAUCCUCAGGUGCCCAUAACCUCUCACUGUCUCAUACACCUGGGUAUUAAAGCAGACACAUCACUCUUUUCUUUUUGAAUGCAUACUUUUUUCUUUUUUUUUUUUUUUACUUUGGUCUCUUUUUAACCCCAGUUUGACAUACGUUGACUUUCAGGAAAAGCGGCGGCCAAUUACGCUCGCCACUGACCUUCCUGUGGCUGUUUGUGUCUUCCCUCCCACCAUCAGCAGUGUGUAACUAAAAGUCCACAUCAGAGGUACUUCUGUGGUUUGUACGUCAGUUGAAAGACGUCCGAACACGUGCGGCGUUUAAAGCAUGACCAAAUAGGAAACAAAAUCGGAGUCACACAAGAAAGAGAGGCCAUUUCCUUUCUUUGCUUUGCCUUAGAGAGUCACGUCCUCAGACUCCUCCCCCCUCCAUUCGCUCUCCGCUCCACCAUCCCACCCCGGCACAGCACGCUACUGCAGAAAAUGACAAACCUUGCAUUUGUAGAGCAAAGGUUCACUUGUUUGUGUGAUCCCUUUGGGUCUUAGUUCCACGUAAACGUCAUCAUUUGCUAUAUUGUUUUUUUGUUUUUUCUUCUUUGUCACUGUUUUUAAUAUGUAAUCCCUAGGUUUCAGGUCUGCUUUAGACCCUUUGUUACGAGUCUGUGUGGAACAGUGAGACUUCUGUAAAUGGAAAAGAAUGAAAGGCGAUUUUUAUUGAGUGUUUUUGUAAAGUUGCAACAACCCGUGUGAACAGUGUUUGGGUUUUGUACCUCAACACUAUUAGCUCUAACGAGAAAACGUAAUCCACAAUGAGAAAUGUUUCAAAAAAAAAAAAACCCAAGAAGCAGGAUGGCAAAAAUAAUAAAUAUACCAUCUCCUGUCUUUUACCGCCCCUGAAGUUUUUCAUUCUUAUCAAAGAAUGUAGAUUUGCAACUUCUAGUUAUGUGUUUGAAAGCUUGAAUUCAAGGUAAAAACUUUUCCUCACGAUGCACUGGCUAAACGAAAGACCGCUCCGUCAUAUCACAUAUAAUCUUGUUAUUGUUGAGCUCAUUGCAUUAUACGUAUAUGCAUUGUUUCAUAUAUGUUUUUAUUUAUACACAUUAGAGAUGCUAAUAAAUUUUAUUUUUAAAACUCUU
This is a messenger RNA of Oryzias latipes (Japanese medaka), 2602 nucleotides long. RefSeq names its product protein kinase, cAMP-dependent, catalytic, beta b (gene prkacbb). Gene Ontology annotation, cellular component: nucleus; cAMP-dependent protein kinase complex; cytosol. The record is from RefSeq and is a predicted model, not a curated record. Lineage: Eukaryota; Metazoa; Chordata; Actinopteri; Beloniformes; Adrianichthyidae. Gene Ontology annotation, biological process: protein phosphorylation. Gene Ontology annotation, molecular function: ATP binding; cAMP-dependent protein kinase activity.